Daucus carota subsp. sativus is the source of this 1201-nucleotide messenger RNA. Its product is annotated as annexin D5. Gene Ontology annotation, molecular function: calcium-dependent phospholipid binding; calcium ion binding. The transcript is spliced from 6 exons. The record is from RefSeq and is a predicted model, not a curated record. Lineage: Eukaryota; Viridiplantae; Streptophyta; Magnoliopsida; Apiales; Apiaceae. Gene Ontology annotation, cellular component: cytoplasm. Bases 101 to 1054 code for a protein of 317 amino acids.
ACAUUUCAGGCCUUGACUUUACCAUCUAACACUACAAUACAACAUUUGGCUGUCUGCUUGCUAACAAGCUCUGAAACUCAUACAACAUUCGAAGAGAAACAUGUCAAGUUUAAUCUUAUCUCCUGUUCCUACCUCCCCAAGAGAGGAUGCCAUUCAGCUUUACCGCGCUUUCAAGGGAUUUGGCUGCGAUACUGAAGCUGUCAUUAAGAUUCUUGCUCAUCGUGAUUCAAUGCAGCGUGCUCUGAUCCAACAAGAAUACAAUGCAAUGUACUCUACCGACCUUCUUAAAAAGCUGGUUUCGGAACUUAGAGGAAAAUUAGAGACAGCUGUUUUGCUAUGGAUGCAUGAGCCAGCAAGCCGGGAUGCUAUCAUAUUAAACGAGUCAUUAUCUCCGGACUUUCUUAAUCUUGAAGCAGCGACAGAAUUGAUAUGCACUCGUACGGUUCCUCAAUUACAGACUUUGAAGCAACUAUAUUAUUCAAAGUUUGAAACUCAUAUUGAGCGUGAUAUAGAACUACAAACAAUUGGUGAUCAUCAGAAGAUCUUGCUUGCAUACUUAAGUGCACCACGCUAUCAAGGCGCAGAGAUUGACAGAGGGCUAGUUGCAGAAGAUGCAAAGGCUCUUUUUAAAGCCGGGGAGAAGAAAUUAGGGACUAAUGAGAAAGUAUUUGUUCGUAUAUUUAGCGAACGAAGUCCAGCUCAUUUGAUUGCUGUCAGUUCUGCAUACCAUGAUAUGUAUGGAAACUCACUCAACAAGGCAGUAAAGAGUGAAACAUCAGGGAAACUAGAACUUGCGCUUUUGUCAAUCUUAGGCUGCGCAAAGAACCCCUACAAGUAUUUCGCCAAGGUGUUGAACAAAGCUAUGAAAGGGUUGGGUACUGAUGAUACAAAACUUAUCAGGGUCAUCGUGACAAGGACUGAGAUCGAUAUGCAAUACAUUAAGGCUGAAUACCUGAAGAAAUACGGGAAGACUUUAAACGAUGAAGUCCAGUCGGAGACUUCAGGCCACUACAGAACCUUCCUUCUCGCGCUUUUGGGUCCUAAGAACCAUUAGCAUUAACUUGAUGGUUUUUAAGGCCUGCUAAUGAAGUGCACGUUAUUGUGGUGUUUGUGAUUGUAAUUUGUAACAGCACACAGCUGUACUUUACUAGCAUUGCUUAUCAGUAUUCUCAGUUGAACAAUGUCAAUCUUUCUUGUUUAA